AUGCCACCAGUCACCCCCAGCGCCGACGAAAAUAACGAUGGUGUCUCUGCCCAUAUGGCGCCCAUCAACGCAGUUGGGCAAUUGCAAGAAGCUACUGAUCGACCUCGGUUCAGGCAUACGUUCUGGUCAUGCGGCUCGUGCAUAGACAUUAGCCAGGCGUUCCCCCCGUCGUGUCGAGUGUUUCAGGGCAGGCCUGGUAGCCAAUAUGGGCCGGAGAACGUCCGUAUACGCUCAAACUCGCAUCGGGGGGACGGGUAUGGCGACAAAGAAACCGCCAUGGAUGCGAGUCGUCUGUGCUGA
Molecule: messenger RNA, 300 nt
Organism: Cryptococcus wingfieldii CBS 7118
Lineage: Eukaryota; Fungi; Basidiomycota; Tremellomycetes; Tremellales; Cryptococcaceae
Exons: 2
Coding region: 1-300 (99 amino acids)
Source: RefSeq, a predicted model, not a curated record